CCCGUUUCUGCCCUCCACUUCUAUUGCAAACGGUUGACGCAUAAUUAUCUUUCGUGAUGGCUGACUCCAUGCCAACACCAUGGAUCUGUUCUUAUCUCGUUGGUAUCGCUGAAACACAUGGAGGUGACCUCAUGCAAGUUCCCCGAUUUCCGAAAGGGAAAAAGGCCCAAAUCCUCGAGUUCUUGACGUUUCAGGAUGACGAUUGGGUGUGGGCCUGUGUUUCCGACAAGGAUACCAAACUACCAGCCAAAUUCUCGAAGGAGGCGGUCAUGGAUUAUCGCAGGCGUAUGGGUGGGCGCAGAUUUACUGAGAACAAAUUUGCCGUCGUGACGAUCAAGGAAUUCCGUCCAUUCUUUGCCCGUGUGCCCGUAGGAAACAACCGUCCAAAGAUGACCGACACUGCGCGUUUGUUUCUCAGUAUAGACUCUGUGACGGUAUUCGCGACACCAGAACACAAGCUUGGCUCUCCUGUCGAAGCGGACACCAACGAAGACCUGAAAGUGUGGGCCGAAGGAAUGUGUAAAGACGGGGGAGAAGGAAAUGUUCUGAAGAUACGGAAACAAGAGCGCGACCAGGCUGCAAACGCUGCUCCAUCCAAAGAUGUGACCGUUGUGCCGCGGCCAGCACCAGCUGCUCUAACGAGGGCUAACUCAACGUCAUCCUCAAAACCAAACGAUAGGGAAAGGAAGAACGAUAUUCGUCGAUCUGGAAAGAGUAAGGUCCAUGAGUGGCAGCUCGAGCUUGAGCGCGAGUUUCAUAAGGUAUUCAUGGGGAUGGAAGACUGGAAUUAUCGGAUGAUUCCCAAUUCUUACUGCCUAUCUUGCAAUAGCCCUUCUCAGAAGAAACAAACCACGCCCGCACCCUCCGAGUGGCCUGCAUCUAAUCCACCUAGCCCUUCCUGUGACGUCGAAAUGUCAAGUCAAAGCCGAGAGCAGGAUCGCGGGCUCGGUGAAGGGUCUGCGCUAACCUCUUAUCUCUCCCUGCCAACGCCUGCUCAGCGCGCUCGAGCCAAGUCUACUCCACCUCGAGACGUUGAAAUGCUCACAGCCGAUCCUCCGACUUCAUCCCUUCCGUUCUCCUUGAAUAUUUCGUCACCAAUCUUCCCUCACUUACCACAACCACUCCCCAGGGUCAUCAAUCGAAACGUCGCGCCCCCUGCACAAGCUAGGACGUCUCGUCCCACGGGGAAGGUGCUCGUCCCAAACUCAGAUACUUCGGGCACUCAGCCUUCGCAGCACUCUCAGAGUUCGCAUAAGCCGCAAGCGGUCGAGGGACAAAUCAACGAACCGCAACCGAUUAAGAGCGAGAUGUUGCCUCCCUCAUCUCUGUGGAACGUUGAGCUCCCGAUGGCCGCAUCCUCACAACCACUAUCACCCAGUCGCUAUCAACCUUCGUCUCAGCCCUCACAGCAAAAUCCCACGCGAGGGGUGGCAUCAUCGGCGCCGCACGGUUCGCAGCCGCUCCUCGCUCCUGCGGGCGACGGUCCUAUACUGUCUCCAGCAUGGUCCCAAGUCGUGGACUUGGACGAAGACGAUGACGAGGAUGCGCCAGUGGGCGACCUACAAUCUAAUCACCAAGCUCAGCUAACUGAGGACGCGCCAGAAUCACAAGUCGAGACGUCCCACCUUAUCGAAGAACAAGAGCUCCAUCGAAGGGACAGUGACGACGACGCUAGUAACUUAUCAGAGGACGACCAGGCCGUUGAUGACAUGCUCAACAGCGACUCUCGAGCCCAGUCCCCGCAGGACGCCAGCAUGGCUUCUGCGUCCGUGCGCUCCCUGUCCUCUGAGCCCUCUAAUUCUCCACGCCAUUUAGCUUCGACGUCGAUGCACUCCCUGUUCUCGGCUCGCUCUGAGUCGCAGACCGGUCCUUCGCAGAGUACAGCUCUGACGCCAUUGCAUUCCUUGUUCUCCAGUGGUUCCGGUCCCAGCCCGAGCCCUAGCCCUAGCGCAGAUCCGGAGUCUCCGUUGGCUGGCAAGUCGUCGAGGCGGCAGAGCGAGGAUGUGGCUACGCAUGACCCGGUAUCUUGGAGCGAGCCGAGCUUCAUGAGGGAUAGGAAGGGGAAGGGGAAGGCUGUUGUCGAUGAUGUCGCCUCUGAGGAGACUCGAUCCGGAUCGUCCGGAUCGAAGGACAAGAAGGGCAAGAUGAAGGUUGUUGCUAAAGAUACGACCCCGACCGAGGCCCAUUCGGACACGACCAUAGUGAAGAAGGCCAAGACGAGAACCAUGGCUGACGAACUAAUGCGACAAGAGGAUCGCAUCGAUUCGAAGAAACGUCCAAGAUCAUCUGUCGGGGCUCCGUCCCCUCACAAGCGAUCGAAGUACGCGCCAGACGAAGCUAUCCCGUCACAGCAGCGCAUCACAUUGCAACCAGAUGCCGAUGCAGACCGCCAACACCGCCCUUCUGCUUCUCUUCAACGCGAAUCCGAAGCCACUGGGUCUCAAGAGGCCUCCCAGCUCGACGCGAGCCAAGCAUCAACGUCGUCAAGGUCAGGCCGACGUAGGCGGCUAGGCGGCUUCGUCGUAGACUUCGACAACAUCCCCGCAACACCGGGUGUACCGGAGAUGCGGACGACGUGGGCGGAGCUCGAGCGCAUUCUACUGCGCACAGGCAUUAUACGGACGCAGGGCGAGGAUGCGAAUAUACCCGAUUUGUUGUGAGGUUUUCUUGUUUACUGGGACCUCACAUCCGAGAUUAUCAGUGCGUUGUUCGUGUUUGUGCGUCUUGAGGGGCGUGUUAUGCUUGAUCUUGUGGGCUGUGGCCGGAUGCGUUGUCAAUCCGCCUUAGUUUACGUCUCCGCAGCGGUAGUUCUUACGCAGAGUCGGGACAUGCAGCUUUGGUUGCGGUACUUUGUUUUAGUAUAGCUGGUGAUGUGUACACGAGCUU
Molecule: messenger RNA, 2886 nt
Organism: Coniophora puteana RWD-64-598 SS2
Lineage: Eukaryota; Fungi; Basidiomycota; Agaricomycetes; Boletales; Coniophoraceae
Exons: 5
Coding region: 57-2660 (867 amino acids)
Biological process (GO): telomere maintenance via telomerase
Cellular component (GO): chromosome, telomeric region; telomerase holoenzyme complex
Molecular function (GO): telomeric repeat DNA binding
Source: RefSeq, a predicted model, not a curated record